Molecule: messenger RNA, 2723 nt
Organism: Nezara viridula (southern green stink bug)
Lineage: Eukaryota; Metazoa; Arthropoda; Insecta; Hemiptera; Pentatomidae
Source: the annotation of a GenBank genome assembly
ACUUUCAUACCACUUGACAAAUUUAUUUUGUACAAGCUGUUCGUAACAAUGCAAAUAAUUCCUGUAUGAAUAUUUUGACAUACAUUAGUUGAUGAUUAACUACCCAUAUUUUAUUUUUCCAAAAAUAAUUAUUUUGGAGGGAUGGAAAGUUUGUACAAUUAACACCAAGCAUUAACCACAUAAAAUUUUCAGGGUAAUUUUUUAAUUAUCAGAAAUACAUGUCAACACGUUUAGUAAUACAAAAAUAUUUGGCAACAGCUUUGUGAGAUCAAGUCUCAAGAGCUUGUUGAUACUUAAAUAGAAUAACAAUUGAUUGAAAGCAUUGAUACAUAUGAUAUUAUAAAAAUGGUUAUUUAUUGGUUCCCAAAGAACCAUUGUUAUUAAUAAGAAAAUAAUUAAAAUCUUCCAGGUAAAAAAAAACCCUCAAGUAUGAUCAGUUGACGAUAACACUAAAAUACUAAUAAAAAAAAUUCAUAAAAAACAUUGUAAAAUUAUAAACAAGAUAUAUUGACACAACAGAAUAUAAAUAACACAACAAACUCGAUUGGUUCAUCAAUUAAUAGCCAGUUCAGACAAAUGCACCAUCAUCAAUCUCCAAGAUCUGUUUGUCUGAAAUAUUUGACAGCAAUACAAAUAAUUACAUUCAAAGGUACUAAGACUUCAUCACUUGUACUUUUCAAAGAAUUUCUUCUCUGUUUUGCAUACCUUAUAAUACUUCUAAUAUUGGCACAGAUAUUUGGAGGUAGUGGUUCUUCUAAACAAGCCAAAAUGGAAAAUAGCCACAUACUAGUUUUAUGUGAAAAUUCCAUAAGAUUUUCCUGCAACCACAUCGAAUAAUAAUUUAAGAGUUGGUCCAAACCUGUUUGAUUAAUUGAGAAUAAUAUGCUUAAUAGUGGCUGAGUCUCUGUACAAAAUUUUAGCCAUUCAUCUUCCUUUCCUAAAUCUUCAGGUACUGAAUUAACAGAAGUAUCAUUUCCUGAAAUCUUUCUUUUUUUCCAAUUUUGUCUCAUAUCUGCAAUUAAAUUCCUGACUACUUUAAAGUGUUGGAGUUGUUUAACUUGCCAUUCAUCAUUAGGAAUGAAGCCUUUAUCAAUUGUUUCAGUCUUAGUUUCCUGGAUGUAGAAAGUCUGAUUUUUUUUGUACUUUUCUGUAUCUAUAGAGGCUACUAAAGUUUGUGGGGCUUUGGAAGAUUCGUAAAUAACUUGAUACAAAUACUCAUAGCCAUUGGAUGGAGAUUCUUUAGGAUCAUAACUUCCAAUAUCUUCAAAAAUAUCAAAGGCUUUGGAAGGCAAGAAAUCAUUAUCAGUGUCCAUUAUUACAGUCUAAACAAGUUUUCACCGGUUUAACACGUUAGAAAAUACUUGUAAUUCAACUUUUAGGCAUAAACAACAGAAUAUCACAUUCAAAAUUCGUUCAUGUUAUCACUUAUCAGAUGUUUAAUAGAUUAAUAUUAUAUUGAAAAUACAGAAACUCUUUAAAUGGAACUGAAUUGAUUUAGAAUAUUUCUUAUAAUUUAAGAAUAUUUUUCUGUUUAACAACUUAGUAUAAAUAAUUCAAUUGGUUUGGUUUUGUAAAGUUAAGAUUAAGUGAAACGUGGCGAAGCCUUUUCCACAUGUUGCAUGACGUUUAUAACCUUCGUUGCCGUAGGUUUCUUAUCAAAAGAUUAGUUUAUAGAAUCUUUUGACAUAUUUAAGAUAAUGGCUCCUCAACAGGGAGAAGUCGACAUUCUUUUUGAUGUCAAGAAUUCUUAUUACAUUGGAAAUUACCAACAAGCUAUUACUGAAGCUCAGAAAUUAAAGCCUCCAACUAGUGAAAUACAACUUGAAAGGGAUAUAUACCUUUACAGGUCAUAUAUAUCCCAAAGAAAAUAUCGAGUAGUUUUGGAUGAAAUUAAUGGGGCUUCUCCAGCUGAACUCAGGCCACUGAAAACCCUUGCAGACUAUUUUUCAAAUAAAAAUAAAAGAGAUGCAAUCGUUUCAGCUAUUGAUGAUCAACUCAAUGAUUCCAAUAAUUUAAGCAACCAUACAUUUGUAAUUGUGGCUGCUACAAUUUACUGCCAUGAGAAGAACAAUGAAUCGGCUCUUAGAGUAUUAUACAAUGAUGACCAUAUUGAGAGCUUAUCCAUGAAUUUACAGUGCUAUUUGCGAAUGGACAGAGUUGACUUAGCCAAAAAAGAAUUAAAAGUUAUGCAGGAAAAGGAUGAAGAUAAUACAUUAACUCAGUUGGCGCAAGCUUGGUUGAAUAUUGCAAUGGGAGGUGACAAACUGCAAGAUGCUUAUUACAUUUUUCAAGAGCUGAUGGAUAAGUAUGGUAGUAGCGUUGUUUUACUUAAUGGGCAAUCUGUUACUUUUAUCGGGCAAGGAAAAUAUGAAGAAGCAGAAGCAGCUCUUACAGAAGCCAUGGACAAAGACAAUAACAAUCCAGACACACUUCUCAAUAUGAUGGUUCUAUCACAGCAUUUAGGAAAACCUCUUGAGGUUACCAAUCGUUACCGCAGUCAGUUGUUUGAUUCUCAUGCUGAUCAUCACUUUGUAAAUGAGUAUAGUAACAAAGAAAAAGAGUUUGAGCGUCUUGCACAGCAGUAUUCUAUAACGGUUUAGAUUCAAUCUUUAAAAUAUAUUAUUUAUAUCUUUAUAAGUAUAGUUUAGAACAAAUAUAUAUGCUUAACUUUUUAAUAAAUGUAUAAUUUGUAAAUAAAAUUGAGAGGUUUCAAACCACCAAUA